Penicillium olsonii is the source of this 1776-nucleotide messenger RNA. Lineage: Eukaryota; Fungi; Ascomycota; Eurotiomycetes; Eurotiales; Aspergillaceae. The record is from the annotation of a GenBank genome assembly.
AUGUUACAAGCAUUGGGCGGCUCUGUGCCUCCGAAUACUGAUCAUGCUGUCAGUGUAUCCUUACCAACAUGGAGGGCCAAUGUGGGGUAUGAAGAGGGUGAGGAUUGGGUUAUGAAGAAGAUGGUGUGCGGUUAUCCUCGAUUCUUUGUUCAUCCUACAAUCCAAAAACUUGCCCAAGAAGUUGUUCGUCGCGUCGGCGACCCAGACCUCGAAUCGGCUACUCUUUUCGCAUCGCUCAAGUCCGCGCGAAUCUGUCACUCCUUUGUCUUCAGUAAGAUACCCGCGGAACAGGCGUACAAAGUCCGCAUCGUCAAUUUCAUUCCAUCUCCGCACACCGAGGCCGGAUCAACAGUCACGUCGUCUCUAUCGUGUAUCAUUCACCCGAAGGAUUAUGCACCAAUUACCAAACAGGUGUGGCAGCAUUCUGGCAAUGGAAUCUCCAGUCGACGCGGUGAAUUCUGCCUGGGCGCCUUGGAGGAUGGCUUCUUGGUGGAGGAUAAAGGCACACCAACCGCGGAAUCCAUUUCGCAGCGUCCCUGCAAAGGGCCGCGAAGAUACCAAAGCAAGAAUGGCCCGAGGAAGGGCUCUAUCGGUGAAUCCCCCCCCAAGGAAACCACCGACGAUGGUCGAGACUACGCCCAAUUCAUCGAGGAGCGCUUUGGCCGAAACCUUAGCACUUCCCUCGCCAAUCAGGCGAAGCAGGCCGUUCGCAGGCGUAUCGCAGGUGUCCUGACGGCUGAUGUUGAGCUAUCAGAAGCUUUGGAGACAACCUCGUCGGAAGGUCGAGUGGCUGGCAUGUCGGAGGAAGAUGUACUGCUUUACCCGUCGGGCAUGAGUGCAAUCUUCAACGCCCACCAGACCUUACUGGCUACUCGGGGGGAGUUACCCUCGAUCUGCUUUGGGUUUCCCUAUACGGAUACUCUGAAGAUUCUUCAAAAAUGGGGCCCGGGUUGUGUGUUCUACGGUCAUGGCUCCUCGGACGACCUCGAUGAUCUCGAAGCUCGGCUGAAAUCUGGCGAGCGCUUCCUAGGGCUUUUUACCGAGGCUCCGGGAAAUCCUCUCCUCAAAACCCCGGACCUCAAGAGGAUCCGCGCGUUGGCAGAUCAGUACGGAUUCGCCGUGGUGGUUGAUGAGACCAUUAGUAAUUUCCUCAAUAUCAAUAUUUUGCCAUUGGCAGAUAUUGUCGUCAGCAGCUUGACCAAGAUCUUCAGCGGUGACAGCAACGUCAUGGGAGGAAGUGCAGUUCUAAAUCCCAAUGCGCAGUAUUAUGCGGCCCUCAAACAAACAUAUGAUCGGGAAUAUGAAGACAUCUACUGGGCCGAAGAUGCGGUUUUUCUAGAACGAAACAGUCGGGACUUUGUGACUCGCAUCGAACAGAUCAACUCUACCACCGAGAACAUUACCGCCAUGCUGAAGGAAUCACCUCUAGUGAAAGAGGUCUAUUACCCAAAAUACAGCCCCACCAAACCACUUUACGACAGCUUCCGUAAUCCCAACGGCGGCUAUGGCGGUCUCUUCUCUGUCACGUUCCAUUCCAACCCUGAGGCUGUUGCGUUCUACGAUACCUUGGAGGUUCUGAAGGGGCCCAGUCUUGGCACAAAUUUCACACUGAGCUCUCCAUAUGUUCUUUUGGCUCACUACGGUGAAUUGGAUUGGGCGAAAUCCUUCAACGUUGAUCCAGACUUGGUGCGCAUCAGCGUUGGGUUAGAAGAGGUACCAGACCUUCGUGCGAGGUUCCAACGGGCGCUGGACGCGGUACAAAGCACCAAGCAAUAA